Molecule: messenger RNA, 3090 nt
Organism: Cottoperca gobio
Lineage: Eukaryota; Metazoa; Chordata; Actinopteri; Perciformes; Bovichtidae
Gene: rab14l
Product: RAB14, member RAS oncogene family, like
Exons: 8
Coding region: 162-809 (215 amino acids)
Biological process (GO): Golgi to endosome transport; endocytic recycling; phagosome maturation
Cellular component (GO): phagocytic vesicle; recycling endosome; trans-Golgi network
Molecular function (GO): GTPase activity; GTP binding
Source: RefSeq, a predicted model, not a curated record
AUGCUCUUUGUCCCAGAAGCCCAUUGUGUACAGCGAAGGAAACCCUGUGCCGUGAGCAGCCAUCUUGGAUAGACAGAUCAUACUUGAGCCAGGAUAACCUGCAUUCCUCUUCUGAACAGCUCAAGAACACAAAGCUCAAAAGACUUAAUUUCUGAGCCACAAUGGCCACUGCACCAUACAACUACUCCUACAUUUUCAAAUACAUCAUUAUCGGGGACAUGGGGGUAGGGAAGUCAUGUUUGCUUCACCAGUUCACAGAAAAGAAAUUCAUGGCGGAUUGCCCCCAUACGAUUGGCGUGGAGUUUGGUACAAGGAUAAUUGAAGUGAGCGGCCAGAAGAUCAAGUUGCAGAUUUGGGACACAGCGGGACAAGAACGCUUCAGGGCCGUCACCCGCUCCUACUACCGCGGAGCUGCAGGGGCGCUCAUGGUCUACGACAUCACCAGGAGAAGCACGUACAACCACCUCAGCAGCUGGCUGACUGACGCCAGAAAUCUCACCAACCCUAAUACUGUGAUCAUUCUCAUAGGAAACAAAGCGGACCUGGAGGCCCAAAGGGACGUCACGUAUGAGGAAGCAAAGCAGUUUGCUGAGGAGAACGGUCUGUUGUUUCUGGAAGCCAGUGCAAAAACAGGAGAAAACGUUGAGGACGCCUUCCUGGAGGCUGCUAAGAAGAUCUACCAGAACAUCCAAGAUGGAAGCCUGGACCUAAAUGCCGCCGAGUCGGGGGUCCAGCACAAGCCCUCGGCCCCUCAGGGUGGCCGGCUAACCAGCGAACCACAGCCCCAGAGGGAAGGCUGCGGAUGCUAAUGACCAAGCAAAACCCCAUCAUCCUCCCUUCCUCUCUCUCUCUCUCCGUCUGUCCUGCCUGCCCUCCCUGCCCUCCCUCAAUCAUCCCCCCCUCCAUUCAUUCCUCCACCUCCGUACGUGCAUCCACCCUCCUCCCUCACUGCACCACGAGCUGCAUGAGAGCAGGGCUGCGGAGUGAAGGAACGAGGGAUGGAUAUCGAUUUGAGCUGGGCUGUGUGGACUACAUCUCUCCUCCUCCUCGCCUCCUCUCUGUCUCCCUCCGUUGCCGUCUCACUCCUCUUCUCUAAAAAUCUGUCAGUGUGUUGUCGUCUCAUAACUCUCCUCUUGCACCAUUCAGUCUAAUUCCCCCCCCCCCCCCCCCCCCCCCCGUCAUAGUAUGGUAGACGCCUUCCACGCAUUACACGAGUUACUGACACUUUAGAUAGAUGUAACGUUCAUACGAUAAUGAUAAACCGAGACUGUUUUUUACGUUUGGUUUUAUAGCGAUAUAUGACAUGUAAACACUGCAUUAAGUUUAAUCCACCACUGGUCAGUUCUGUAUGAUCGGAUCUAAAUUAUAUUCUCAAACACAUGACUCUCCUGCAUGGUUUACCAAUCGAGCAUUUUACAGAGACAUGCGUGUGUGAUAUCUCACUCAUUCAUCUUUGAGGGAUCAGGCAAUGAAGGAGUGUAUCAUGCAGCCACACAGGUAGAGGCUUCUAAGUGUGUGUCAAAGAAUGUGUAGCCGAGAGAGCACUUUCAGCAGGGUUCAGACCUGCUUAUGUCUUUUUUUUAAAGAUUUUUUUGCUGCUCGGCAUGAAGAGAGUUCCUUUGGCAGAUGUGGCAACACUAAUGUUCUCAGGAGAGAGAGGGGGGAAAUAAUUUAGAAAACCAGGAAUUACCCACAAAUUCCUUGUAAGUAAUUCCUCAGUCUCUCCUCUGAGAUAUCACAGAAGGAAUUGUGGGUGUUUUCCAGCUCGUCUGUGUUAGUGAGUGUCUGUUAGGAAGUCGGAUGGGAGUUCCAUUUGACAAAAAAAAAAAAAACUUGGCUUUUCGGUUUUUGAUAGAAAUAUUCAUUCACAUUGGUUUCUUUGCACCAGAUCUCCCUCUCCUCACCCGUCCGACCCCAAAACUCUCCCCCAGGUCAUAUCAACAGAUUCUGUCUUUACCAGCAUUUUCUUUGUCAUUGUUUGUUGCCUUAUUAUAAUUAAUGUUAUUACUCUUUAAUCUUUAUUAUUGUAUCGCUGCACUUGCUCUUCACACUGCUGUUGGACUCACCCCGAGUCAAUAAAUCAAAUCUUUUUUUAGACUAAACAUUUUACUGGAGAAUAACAUUGCAAGUGGUGGCUCACAUUGUAAAAAAAAAAAAAAAAAAAAUCUCAAAGAAUCAGCAGCAUGGUCAUAAAACUGUCAAAACUCCUUUAUCUCAAUGCUGCACUGAUCUGAUCAUUUGGGCAGUUGUUCCUCUGCCUUGUAUAAUACAACACCAAGCAGCAUGCCCCCCCCCCCCCAAAAUACCAUGAGAUUGUCAGAAAUCCAAUUAUGUUUUUGUUAAUUUUUCAAGUAAAAACAAUUUCUGUACCAUAGAUUCCCUGAUUGGACAGCUGUAUAUAUUGCUUCUUAACUAUCGGUGAUGACCUCGCUACUUGGGAUUUAGACAUUUAUUUGCUGGCUCUGCCAAGAUCUGUACAGUUGAUGUGCUAGUGGGUUGCCUGUAAUUCAUGCUUGGGAAAUUCUGUAACAUAGUUUCUAUUAAUAAAUGUAUGUAAAGGACAGACACCUAGACACCCCCCAGAUCUCCCCCCCCCCACCACCACCACCCCCCCCGUCUGCACACUACUGAACCUGUCGAUUGGUUAAGGGGAGAGGAAGUGGAUCGAUAUGAUGUGAAAACUAGUAUUUAUGUCUGCAAACUCUGAUUCCUCUCAUUUCUAUAUGGAGUGGAGAAUGGGGCACUUUUGUUUAUAUUGUUUUCUCUUUCUACCCCAUCAUCGCUACUCAACGUGGGAGGGGUCUGCAUCGCUGUCUUAACUUUUGGGGAGUGGGGAUUGGUUUGUUAUUGUGGGAAGUUGGUGGGCUGGGGUCUUCCUUUUUUCCCUGUGUCCCACCUCUUUUGCAGUCUGAGUGACCACUUCCUGCUUUUGUCUGUCCACAAGUACAAAAAAAAAGUACAUAUGUAUAAAUUUUUAAGGAGCUGUGCUAACAUUUAAAUGCGUUGAGUGUAUAUGAUUUUAAAAUGUUGACAUUUUGAUUUUAAUGACAAAAUACUCUAGACAGAAAAAAUAAAUUAUACAUAACCUGU